GCAGGCCGACGCUCCAUCCACUGAGCCAAACCGGUUUCGGCGGGGCGCUGCCCCUUUCUAGGAGGCUACUGGGAAGGGAUCCCCAGGAUUUGCCUCCAUCGCUUACGGAGCAGCUGAGCUCCGGGAGGUGCGUCGAGGCCCGAAAGCGGACCAAGUCUGCCCGCAAACCAUUUUACAGAUGGAGAAACCCGAGGUCCAGAGAAGGGAAACUCCCCAGCCGAGAGCCGAAGCUCGGGCCAGGGUUUCUCCACGGAGGUGGGAGUGCAGGUGCGCGCUCUUGGUGGGCAAAGUCCUUGCAGGAGCUUGGUCCGAAGCAGAGCACUGACGGUGCUGUCCGGAGGAGGGAGCCUGCGUGGGGUGCAGGAUCCAUCGCUGCCUCCGUUUCCCUAGCACUCGACGGGAGACGUUGAAAUUGGCGACACGCGCCUGCCGAGACACACUCCGACUAUAUUAGACUCUCCCGGCGCCCCCUCAAGUCUGAUGGAGGCUCCUUUUCGCGCGCUACCUCCCAGCCCUUUAACACCCGGUCCCCCCGUUCGAGCCUCUCGGCGUUCUAUUGGAAAGACUCUAGGCCCCUCUAGAACGUGAGGCCCAGACCGCCCUGGAGCUGGAACUGCGCAUGCGCAAGGACAGCCAACCGGGAAGGCGGAAAAGCUAGUCCCGACUUUGUUGAGCUGCCUGGGUGGGGCGGGGCGGAGAUUGUGUUAACCAAUGACCUGCAGGAGCAAGGAGGGCGGGAUUAGGCUCCCGGUUGCUAGGCGCUACCUUUGGGGGAGGCAAUGUAAAAAGAUGGGUGAUCUGGGAUUCAAUGGCCCUUCACGUCACCGUCCUUCCAGACCGCGGAAGUUAAGCAACGGAGAGGCGGGCCUAGCACCGGAAGCAGGAAGGAGGGCACAGGAAGCCAGGCGCCGCCACCACUGGCCCAGGCAGUCAGUGGGUCUGUCGGUCCCAGGGCAGGAUGGAGAAGCUGCGGCUCCUGGGCCUCCGCUACCAGGAGUACGUGACUCGUCACCCGGCCGCCACGGCCCAGCUGGAGACGGCAGUGCGGGGCUUCAGUUACCUGCUGGUCGCUUCGCCGAUUCGCACGAGCUGUCAGAGCUGGUGUACUCUGCCUCGAACCUGCUCGUGCUGCUCAACGAUGGGAUCCUGCGCAAGGAGCUUCGGAAAAAGCUGCCUGUGUCGCUGUCCCAGCAGAAGCUGUUAACAUGGCUGAGCGUGCUGGAGUGUGUGGAGGUGUUCAUGGAGAUGGGGGCCGCCAAGGUGUGGGGUGAAGUGGGCCGUUGGCUCGUCAUUGCCCUCAUCCAGCUGGCCAAGGCAGUACUGCGAAUGUUCCUGCUCAUCUGGUUCAAGGCUGGCCUCCAGACCUCACCCCCCAUCGUUCCACUGGACAGGGAGACCCAGGCACAGCCCCCGGAUGGUGAGCACAGCGGUAGCGGCCAGGAGCAGUCAUACGUGGGGAAGCGGUCACACAGAGUGGUGCGAACGCUCCAGAACACUCCGUCCCUGCACUCAAGGCACUGGGGAGCCCCCCAGCAGCAGGAGAGACGGCAACAGCAGCACCGGGAGGAGCUGAGCGUCACCCCCACUCCGCUGGGGCUGCAGGAAACCAUUGCAGAGUCCUUGUAUAUUGCCCGGCCCCUGCUGCACUUGCUCAGCCUGGGCCUAUGGGGGCAGCGGUCGUGGAAACCCUGGCUCCUAUCUGGUGUCGUGGAUGUGACCAGUCUGAGCCUCCUGAGUGACAGGAAGGGCCUGACCCGGAGGGAGCGGCUGGAGCUGCGGCGUCGGACCAUCCUGUUGCUCUACUACCUGCUGCGCUCCCCAUUCUAUGACCGCUUCUCCGAGGCCAGGAUCCUCUUCCUGCUCCAGCUGCUGGCAGACCAUGUCCCGGGCGUUGGCCUGGUGACAAAGCCACUCAUGGAUUACUUACCUGCCUGGCAGAAAAUUUAUUUCUACAGUUGGGGCUAACAGACAUCCGGGAGUGGGGCAUGGGGAGGGGCAGGGGGAGCCUCGGCCCUUCGGUCCCCUGGACCCUAAUAAAACUGACUCUGGCAGUA
Molecule: messenger RNA, 2054 nt
Organism: Myotis myotis
Lineage: Eukaryota; Metazoa; Chordata; Mammalia; Chiroptera; Vespertilionidae
Gene: PEX16
Product: peroxisomal biogenesis factor 16
Exons: 11
Coding region: 712-1965 (417 amino acids)
Biological process (GO): peroxisome organization
Cellular component (GO): peroxisomal membrane
Source: RefSeq, a predicted model, not a curated record